Messenger RNA from Notodromas monacha, 844 nucleotides. NCBI's taxonomy places the organism in Eukaryota, Metazoa, Arthropoda, Ostracoda, Podocopida, Cyprididae. The record is from the annotation of a GenBank genome assembly.
AGGAGCGGGAGAUUCAUUUUCAAUUCGGAUUGUAGAUAGUUUUGGAUCGUACUCCGAAAAUGAGGAUCACUUGCGUAGUGAAAUUUAGGAGAAUGCGGACUGUCGACGACAGAAGCUCGGCAACCCUCCUGCUUCGCGGUUUGAUCAAUAAUUCUUUGGAAAAGCCGCGAGGCAUUCUACGAGCUGCUUUGUUGCGGGAACGAGUCCACCUGUUAGAAGAGGGUUGAAGCCUCGAGUCUGAGUGUUAUCGCGUUUUCUCUCCUGGUUUAAAAUGGCAAAAGACGGAGAAGUUGUGAAGGUAAAACAGUCGAAGGCUGAAGCCAAGAAACGGGCCCGGGAAGAAGCAGAAUUGAAACGGAAACAAGAGGAGGAAGAAGCUCGGCGACGAGCAGAAGAAGAAGAACGACAGCGAAUUGAGAGAGAGCAUCGUGAGGCGAAAGAACGUAUCAAGCGCACUUAUGAAGAAUACUUUAUCCGAUUGGAUCAAUUGAAAGAAAGUUUUGGGUUGUUAUCUCGGAACCAAGUUCACUUGCAAGUUGUGCUUGAUGAACGAACGAAGUUGGCCCAAUGGAAUCGGUACAUGAGAUGUGACGGUUUACCGGAUCCGACGGAUUUGCCACAACUAAACGCGUAUUUAUCAACGUGGUUUGAAGACGAAAAUCCGGAUCGGUUGGAGAUCAACGAAGUUUUGAGCAAAUGUGCUGAAGUUUUGAAGGUAUUGCAAGAAGUUAUGCUUUGCCUAAACGAUUUCAGAGAAAUUCCGAAGCAUAAGAAGCGCUUAUUUAAAACCUGGAUUGAAGACGCGCAUAAUUUGUUACACGUGAAACUGGACCUCGCGUGCUAC